AUGCUGCUUUAAAUUGCUUAUAUUUUUAUCCUAAAACAAAAACUCCAGAAAAUCACUCCAAAUGGCAUUUUGCACCAGCUUCAGUCUUCUUCUUCGCCAGCACCGGCACCGGCCACGGCCACCGGAGAAUCCGUACACUCCAUUUCCUGUAUCGUGUUGCAUGUUAGGUUUCCUCUGUUUCUAUUUCCUUGUCUUAAAACUCUAACAAUAUUUCCCCUUCUCAGUUUUCCGAUGAUCUCCGACACAAAACCUGUAAUCACCUAUAGCCCAUGCACAUUAGAACCACCUAUUUCGAAAGCUUCAUCUAUACCGGAUUUAAUUUCUCAUUUAAAAUCAACGAAAGGGUAUCGAGAAAAGAACUUUUCUCUGGUACAAGAAAUCCUUAUAGACCGGGAAAAGUUGCAAAAUGCUGAAAUCGAAAACCUGAAAAAAGAGCGUGAUGUAAUUGAGAAGAGUCAUGCUUUAUGUUUCCUAGAAAAGAUGAAAAUGGAGGAGCAAUUAAACAAUUUUCGUAGAAAAUGCGAAGAAUUGAGUGAUAAUGUGACUAAAUUGGAGGAGGAAAGAAAUUUGUUUUGCAAUAGGGAGAAAAGAGCUGAAGAAAGGUAUCAAAAGAUAAAUGAACAACUUGCUAAUGCACAAGGAGAUAAAUGUAAGUUGAUAUUUGAGAUGUAUAAUAGGAUAGAAGAGUUGAAGAAAGAAAAAUCAGAAGCCGAGGAUAGAGUAAAGGUUUGGGAGCAAGAGUUGAAACAAUUAAAUGACAGGAUGUCACGUCGAAAGGAGAAAAUGGCGGACAAUCAUGUUAGAGAAAUCCCCGUAAAUUUAGAACUCGAGACAACUGUAGGUUUACAAGUGAAUAAUCAAGCUUCUGGUGGUGAUAAGCAGACUGUAAUUCGUGAAAAUUUAGGAAGUGAAGUUAAUCACAACAGUAAAAAUUUGGACUCAAUCAAGGAGAGCCAGCUUCCUCAUGGGGCUCGGUGGAAUUGUGAUUCAACUGGAAAUGGAAAUGAUCAAUCAGAAAAGGAAGAUCCUCUACCUAUCUACUUGGCUCGUGAGAAUAGAGCACCUAGUAGAAGCCUAUCAGCGUUUGAAGUUGGAGACUGCAAUAAGAAAAACUUGAAUACAAUCUCUGGCAGCCCUGGAUCUUCAACCGUCAUUCACAUUAUUGACAGUGAUGAAGAAAUGGCAUGUGUUUCAAAUAGUCAUCGUGUGUCAAGAAAUUUAACACUUCCUCAUCAGAUAAAAGAAGAGGAUAUAAAGGAAUCUUCUACUUUAUUGUCUAAGAGGAAAAGAAGCUUAAGGGAUUCUGACAGUGAAAAGACAAGAUCCAGUCAAGAAUUAGAUUGUAGUGAAAAGCAGUCUUUUGCUCUUGACAGUUUCAGAAAUGCAGCAGUGUUCAUUAGACAAUGUGAUGACAAAGUUGGAGUGAAGUGUUAUUCUCAACCUUCAUCCACAAGAUGUGAUCUAUACAAGCUUAAUGAGAUUAAUGAUGAAAGUUCAUCAGAUUCAGAUAAUGAUUCAUGCAGUGACAAGAAUAUGGAUAUGUUAAUCAAAAGAGCUAGAGAAGGUACAAGGUGCUUGUCGGAAGAUAGUUUAGGAACAAAGGACCCUGAACUUUGUACGAAUGCGGUACGUGGACUAUAUCAGCAACAAAUUUCUCCAAGCAUAUCUUCCAAGGGUCUCUCUUUUACCAAGAGUCAGGAAGUGAGUCAAUCUGAUAAAUUCAGCAAUUUGGACUCUACCAAGGAAGAGCAGUUUUCACCUGGGGCUCACAUUGGUUGUGAAUCAACUGGAAAUGGAUGUGGUCAAUCAGGAGGUGAAGGGAGUGGUAAUACUGACCUAGUUUCAACCAAAAAGAAUCCGUCUAAUUGCCUCAAUGCCCAGACAUUGGGUUACGUGCCUUCUGCUUGUGAAUCAGCUCAUGUCAGUAGCGAUGGUUCCAAGAAAGAAAAGAAAAGUUGUUCUACAGUGAAAACAGAGAUGUCUUCUGGAAGUCGUGAUAGUUGGUGUGAUUCUACACCGAGGAAGAUCACCAAGAAGGAACAGUCUAGUGGUACAGAUAAGGUGCAGGUUACUCAUACGCCUAGUACACCUGUCCUCCCUCUCACCCAUGGCUUUCAUACGACGCCUCCCCCUGGAUAUACAUUAAAACCACUCUCAUCUUCCACCCCAGCAUCCAUUGCACCACCAUAUCCCAUUCCAUCAUCAUCCUCCCCACCCUCAUCUGUCACUCCCUCUGCAUCUCUUCACCAGGGUGUAACCCCCAUCCAUGAUUCUCCCGAUGCUCUUGUUGGAGGUGGUGCCGCUUCCUCCGCAUCCAUUCAGCCUGGACAGGUCGAUGCUAGUGGGAAGGUCUAUAUCAUCCCAGAUUGUAAUAACACGUUUUAUCCUUCCUCUCAGCCUGUACAUGCAAUCACUGAGAUCAUCAAGGCAUUUUAUAAGGACUAUUACCCGACGUGGAGUGACAUACCAUACUCACUUCGUCAGAUAUUAUUUGAGGAGUUUAAAAAGCAUGUGUGGUGGUUUCCUGAGAACGAGAGAAAGAUAUGGAAGUCAUUUGAGGCUCGAGCAAAAAAUCGGCUCUCCUACUUACUUUCUCAGGCUCGGAAUAAGAAUGAGAGGCCCCAGUGGAUCGAGGAGCAGAUAUGGAAUCGACUUGUACAACAUUGGUCCUCUGAAGGUUUUAAGAAGAAGAGUGCCCAAGCAAAGGCUAACCGUGCAUCUGAGAAGGGUGGUUGUUUGCACACUGGAGGUCCCAUCUCAUUUGGGACGCUUUGGAGGCGAAUGGAGGAGGAGUUGGGAAGACCACCCACAUUAGGUGAGAUCUUUCAGCGUACUCACAUGAAGAAGCUCCCUGAUGGCCAGAUGGUCUGGGUGGAGCCCCGCGCGGAGAAAACAUAUAAUGAAUAUCAGCAGAUUUUGAAACGUCUCAAACAUACUCAGUCAGCCGAGGAUGCUGUUAAUGAAGUUGAUGUUUGGCUUAAAGUGAUUGGUGGGAAGAAGAAAGGGAAAGCUUAUGGCCUUGGCUCAUUUGGACUUUUUCUUCGGUGGAAAAUGGACGAGGAGAUGCACCAGCAGGCUGAGCGCGAGUAUCACCUUCGUGCUAAAGCUACAACGGAAGCAGAUGAAUCAUGAGGAGAUGAAUCAUGAGGAGUUGAGCAGAGAAGUUAGUAUUCUCCAAGUCUUAGGUUGACGUGUUCAUGCAAGAAUCUUUUGUCCCAAAAUCCAAAUGAGUUUGAGGAGACAAGGAUGAUGAUAAUGUUUAAGUCGUUAUUCUACAUUUGACACAAGUUAUAUGUUUGUACAUCUUUGUAAAUUGUAUUCAGUUGAUUUAUGUUUUGAUGUUUGAUGCAUUAUUGCAUCGCUUAAGAUCAAUUAGUACGACCACCUAGGGUUGUGGUAGAGCAGUAAGUACUCUUUGAUCAUAAAUCUGAUAUUUCGUGUUCAAGUCUUGA
Lycium barbarum (goji berry) is the source of this 3452-nucleotide messenger RNA. RefSeq lists its product as uncharacterized. The record is from RefSeq and is a predicted model, not a curated record. The transcript is spliced from 9 exons. The coding region runs from base 232 to 3132 and encodes 966 amino acids. Lineage: Eukaryota; Viridiplantae; Streptophyta; Magnoliopsida; Solanales; Solanaceae.